GUGUCCUUACUGGUUAUACUGGUCUCUGUGGUUUCAUUAUCUUCAAUUUUUCAAAGUUCCUGUUAUAUUUAAUUUUUGUUUGUGAAUUACGAUUAAUUACAAUUGGUUACGUCAAUCUCAGUGCAGGAACUAAGAUCAAUCGAAAGAAGGAGAUAGCGCAACAGCAGGUGCCAGUUGUUAUAAGUCGCGGAAAUUGUGGCAAGUGUAUCAGAAGCGCGAAUCAACUGAUUAAUUAUGCAUUCCAUGAAGACGCCGCGUAUUCUUUCGAUUCAGAGUCAUGUAGUGUCAGGCUACGUCGGCAAUAAGAGCGCUACUUUUCCGUUGCAGUUAUUAGGCUUUGAGGUCGAUGCAAUUAAUUCUGUACAGUUGUCCAAUCAUACUGGUUACAAAACAUUUAAAGGCCAAGUACUCAAUGAUAAAGAUUUAGAGGACCUAGUUGACGGUUUAGCGCAAAAUGGCUUAGACAAUUAUACACACUUGUUAACUGGAUAUAUUGGUUCUGCCUCCUUUUUGAAAAGAGUGGCAUUACUAGUCACAACUUUGAAAGCCAAAAAUCCAAAUCUUACAUAUGUUUGUGAUCCUGUUAUGGGUGACAAUGGCAAGAUGUAUGUCCCAGAACCACUGAAAAACAUUUACAAAGAGGAGAUAAUACCAUUAGCGGAUAUAGUAACUCCAAACCAAUUUGAAUUAGAAUUACUUACAAAUGAAAAAAUCACUAAUAUGAGUGAAUUGCAAAAUGCUAUUAAAAAAUUACAUCGUAAUGGACCAAAAACUGUAGCUAUAUCAUCAACUGAUCUUAGCGAGAAACUGACGGCAGUAGUGAGCGCAGCGAAAGAUAAUACAUUAAUAAAAGUAGAUAUUCCUAAAAUACCAGCAACUUUCACGGGUUCUGGAGACCUCUUUACCGCGUUAUUUCUUGCCCACGUAUACUUACAAAAUGACAUGAAAGUCAUCAUGGAAAAAACUAUUAAUUCUCUGUAUAGCGUGCUGCUUAAUACGUAUGAAUAUUCUAAAGCGUAUAUAGAUACCGAAGCACAAUCAGCCAGGAAAAUCGAAUUACGACUUAUACAAAGUAAAAACAGUAUUGAAAAUCCAAAAAUUCAUCUACUUGCGGAAUUCUUAUAA
This is a messenger RNA of Atta colombica, 1125 nucleotides long. RefSeq names its product pyridoxal kinase (gene Pdxk). The coding region runs from base 235 to 1125 and encodes 296 amino acids. Gene Ontology annotation, molecular function: pyridoxal kinase activity. Gene Ontology annotation, cellular component: cytosol. The record is from RefSeq and is a predicted model, not a curated record. Gene Ontology annotation, biological process: pyridoxal 5'-phosphate salvage. The transcript is spliced from 7 exons. NCBI's taxonomy places the organism in Eukaryota, Metazoa, Arthropoda, Insecta, Hymenoptera, Formicidae.